Molecule: messenger RNA, 1493 nt
Organism: Panonychus citri (citrus red mite)
Lineage: Eukaryota; Metazoa; Arthropoda; Arachnida; Trombidiformes; Tetranychidae
Exons: 2
Coding region: 90-1259 (389 amino acids)
Molecular function (GO): zinc ion binding; nucleic acid binding; iron ion binding
Source: RefSeq, a predicted model, not a curated record
AUAAAAAGUGCGAUUAAAUUGAAUUAUUAAACUUUCAAAAGCCUUUUAAGCGAUUAAGCUAAGUGAAAGCUACAUUUUGGUGCAAAAAAAUGGCCGAUACACAAGGAAAUAAUGAUCUAAGAAGACUGAAGGACAAGAGAUUGUCGAAUAAGAAUAAAUUUCUUAUCAUUAAAAAGUAUUAUGAGGAAAACAAAGAUAAAAAUCUAAACAAGGAAACUGUUGCAACUCAACUAGAAGCUUAUCCGAUAAUCAAGUACAUUCAAUUAAUGAUGGAAGAUACAACAACCGUCAAACAAAUGAAUGACGAUGAAGUUAUGGAAAUAACUAAAUUUAUUGACCGACUAAUGGACAUUGAAAGACAAGGAGAAAAAACUGAAACAGGAAACGAUGAAGGAAUAGAAGUCCAGGAUCUCACCAAUAAACAAAUGAAAAACUUAUUGUCGAUCCAAUUUGAUAAGAAGCAAGAUCAACCAAGUACCUGGUAUGAUGUAUCAGAUAUGCCAAUUUAUCAUAUGAUUAUUGUAAAAAUCAAUGGCUUAAAAAACAAAUGGGAAAAGAACAUUGGCGCUCAAACAGUUGAUCUAAUUGAAGAGCUACUGGAAGAAACGGAAGAAGAUAUUGGCUCACCUGAUGAAAUAUCACCUGGUUUUGAAUUAGCUAAAAUUAAGUUCACUAAUAUAGCCGAAAGAACAAGAGUUUUCAACUUCAUCAAGAGAGUUAAGCCCGAAUGGAACACAACAAUUCCCCCGCUACAUGAUCCUCAAAUAAAGAUUAUGAACGUCAAAUUUACACCUGAUAAUAUAAAACAAUGGAUCGAAAGACUCUUCAUAAAGAAUAAAUGGAAAAAAUGUUGGAAUGUUGCAAUCAAACACUUCUACAAAACCAACAACAACUUCGAUGUUAUUAUAGAAGUUGACCCUGGACUAAGAGAAUGGAUUGAACAACGAAAUGGACUUAUAUCAAUGGGUUACAAAAAGGUCACCGUGAUCGAUUACUUUGAUGUUAGACAAUGCAAAAACUGUACCAAGUUCGGGCACAUGUCCAACAAAUGUAAUCAAAUAAGUAUUUGCCCUUAUUGUGGUGAUGUUAAUCAUCAAAACGGAAAUUGUCCCAUAAAAAAUCUACCACAUAAAUGGAAAUGCCCAAAUUGUAACCAAUACGGUCAGAGUGCUUUCGAUACAAAAUGUCCGAAAUUUCGAGAAAGAUUAAACUUUGAACUCGAGAAGAAAAAUUAUCGAUACAAGAUAAUUAUGGCCUGAAGACAUUUAAAAAAUAACACUUUGAAGCCAAAAAUUAAGGGUUUAGAAAACAACAGUAAUCAUUAAAAUAAACAAACGAUAGAAAGAAACAAACAGAAAACUUGUAUAACCCAAUUUAAAACAAUUAAAUCUUAAUAAAGAAAAAUUAACGAUAUUUAUAAUUAACGAUAAUUACUCUUAUUUUUAAUAACUUGCUGGUUCUAGUUAAUUACAAUGAUUAUCUUGAUUUCCCUG